This is a messenger RNA of Macaca mulatta (Rhesus monkey), 5546 nucleotides long. It is a transcript of the gene ANGPT2, whose product is annotated as angiopoietin 2. Gene Ontology annotation, biological process: blood coagulation. Lineage: Eukaryota; Metazoa; Chordata; Mammalia; Primates; Cercopithecidae. The record is from RefSeq and is a predicted model, not a curated record.
CAGACAAAAGAGAUCAACUGCUCUCUCUAGGAAAUACUUAAUUGGGGUGGUGCCUAGGAAAUGCCCAGGGGUCCUGUGACAGAUCGGUUUUUCCCAGAGGGUUUCUGCGGCAUGGGUCCUGGUUGGACGGCAGGCAUUCUGCUCUGAUUUUUCCUGUUGCCUGGCUAGUGACCCCCUACAGGAAGAUAACGGAUAAGCCAGGAGGGCGGAGCAGCCCACUACACAUGUCUGGCUGCUCUUAUCAACUUAUCAUAUAAGGAAAGGAAAGUGAUUGAUUCGGAUACUGACACUGUAGGAUCUGGGGAGAGAGGAACAAAGGACCGUGAAAGCUGCUCUGUAAAAGCUGACACAGCCCUCCCAAGUGAGCAGGACUGUUCUUCCCACUGCAAUCUGACAGUUUACUGCAUGCCUGGAGAGAACACAGCACUAAAAACCAAGUUUGCUACUGGAAAAAGAGGAAAGAGAAGACUUUCAUUGACGGACCCGGCCACGGCAGCGUAGGAGCCCUGCGUUUUAGACGGCAGCAGCUCGGGACUCUGGACCUGUGUGUGCCUUCAAGUUUGCUAAGCUGCUGGCUUAUUACUGAAGAAAGAAUGUGGCAGAUUGUUUUCUUUACCCUGAGCUGUGAUCUUGUCUUGGCCGCAGCCUAUAACAACUUUCGGAAGAGCAUGGACAGCAUAGGAAAGAAGCAGUAUCAGGUCCAGCAUGGGUCCUGCAGCUACACUUUCCUCCUGCCAGAGAUGGACAACUGCCGCUCUUCCUCCAGCCCCUACGUGUCCAAUGCUGUGCAGAGGGACGCGCCGCUAGAAUACGAUGACUCGGUGCAGAGGCUGCAAGUGCUGGAGAACAUCAUGGAAAACAACACUCAGUGGCUAAUGAAGCUUGAGAAUUAUAUCCAGGACAACAUGAAAAAAGAAAUGGUAGAGAUACAGCAGAACGCAGUACAGAACCAGACGGCUGUGAUGAUAGAAAUAGGGACGAACCUGUUGAACCAAACGGCGGAGCAAACGCGGAAGUUAACUGAUGUGGAAGCCCAAGUAUUAAACCAGACCACAAGACUUGAACUUCAGCUCUUGGAACACUCCCUCUCGACAAACAAAUUGGAAAAACAGAUUUUGGACCAGACCAGUGAAAUAAACAAAUUGCAAGAUAAGAACAGUUUCCUAGAAAAGAAGGUGCUAGCUAUGGAAGACAAGCACAUCAUCCAACUACAGUCAAUCAAAGAAGAGAAAGAUCAGCUGCAGGUGUUAGUAUCCAAGCAAAAUUCCAUCAUUGAAGAACUAGAAAAAAAAAUAGUGACUGCCACGGUGAAUAAUUCAGUUCUUCAAAAGCAGCAACAUGAUCUCAUGGAGACAGUUAAUAACUUACUGACUAUGAUGUCCACAUCAAACUCAGCUAAGGACCCCACUGUUGCUAAGGAAGAACAAAUCAGCUUCAGAGACUGUGCUGAAGUGUUCAAAUCAGGACACACCACGAAUGGCGUCUACACGUUAACACUCCCCAACUCUACAGAAGAGGUCAAGGCCUACUGUGACAUGGAAGCUGGUGGAGGCGGGUGGACAAUUAUUCAGCGACGUGAGGACGGCAGCGUUGACUUUCAGAGGACUUGGAAAGAAUAUAAAGUGGGAUUUGGUAACCCUUCAGGAGAAUAUUGGCUGGGAAAUGAGUUUGUUUCACAACUGACUAAUCAGCAACGCUAUGUGCUUAAAAUACACCUUAAAGACUGGGAAGGGAACGAGGCUUACUCAUUGUAUGAACAUUUCUAUCUCUCAAGUGAAGAACUCAAUUAUAGGAUUCACCUUAAAGGACUUACAGGGACAGCCGGCAAAAUAAGCAGCAUCAGUCAACCAGGAAAUGAUUUUAGCACAAAGGAUGCAGACAACGACAAAUGUAUUUGCAAAUGUUCACAAAUGCUAACAGGAGGCUGGUGGUUUGAUGCAUGUGGUCCUUCCAACUUGAACGGAAUGUACUAUCCACAAAGGCAGAACACAAAUAAGUUCAACGGCAUUAAGUGGUACUACUGGAAAGGCUCAGGCUACUCGCUCAAGGGCACAACCAUGAUGAUCCGACCGGCAGAUUUCUAAACACCCGAGUCCACCUGAGGAAGACUGUCUCGAACUAUUUUCAAAGACUUAAACCCAAUGCACUGAAAGUCACGGCUGCGCACUGUGUCCUCUUCCACCACAGAGGGCGUGUGCUCAGUGCUGACGGGACCCAUGUGCUCCAGAUUACAGCCUGUAGACUUUGUCACUUAAACUUGCAUCACUUAACAGACCAAAGCAAGACCCUAAACAUCUGUAAUGGUGAUUAGACAGAACACCUAUGGAAAGAUGAACCCGAGGCUGAGCAUCAGAUUGACAAUUUACAGACUCUGCUGUCACAACGAAGAAUGUUAUGUGCAAGUUUAUCAGUAAAUAACUGGAAAACAGAACACUUAUGUUAUACAAUACAGAUCAUCUUGGAACUGCAUUCUUCUGAGCACUGUUUACACAUUGUGUAAAUAUCCAUAUGUCCUGAAUUCACCAUCACUAUCACAAUUAAAAGGAAGAAAAAAAUCUCUAAGCCAUAAAAAGACAUAUUCAGGGAUAUUCUGAGAAGGGGUUACUAGAAGUUUAAUAUUUGGAAAAACAGUUAGUGCAUUUUUACUCCAUCUCUUAGGUGCUUUAAAUUUUUAUUUCAAAAACAGCGUAUUUACAUUUAUGUUGACAGCUUAGUUUUAAGUUAAUGCUCAAAUACGUAUUUCAAGUUUAUAUGGUGGAAACUUCUAGGAUCUCUGAAAUUAUCAACAGAAACAUGUGCCAUUUUAGUUUAUAUGCAGAUUGUACUAUUUUUUUCUGCCUGAUUGUUAAAUAUGAAGGUAUUUUUAGUAAUUAAAUAUAACUUAUUAGGGGAUAUGCCUAUGUUUAACUUUUAUGAUAAUAUUUACAAUUUUAUAAUUUGUUUCUGAAAGAACUAAUUGUGCCUUGUGAUAAGGAAACCUUUGAUUUUAAUGAUGAGGAAAAUUAUACAUUUCAUUCUAUGACAAAGAAACUUUACUAUCUUCUCACUAUUCUAAAACAGAGGUGUGUUUUCUUUUCUAGUAAGAUAUAUUUUUAUAGAACUAGGCUACAAUUUAAUUUGUAGUUGAGAAAAGCCUUCUAUUUAAGAAAUUUACAAAGCUAUAUGUCUCAAGAUUCACCCUUAAAUUUACUUAAGGAAAAAAAUAAUUGACACUAGUAAGAUUUUUUUAUGUCAAUCAGCAAACUGAAAAAAAAAGUGUUUCAAAGUGCAAAAACAAAAUCUGAUGUUCAUAAUAUAUUUAAAUAUUUACAGAAAAUUUGAGAACACGGGGCCGGGCGCAGUGGCUCACACCUGUAAUCCCAGUACAUUGGGAGGCCGAGGUGGGCAGGUCACCUGAGGUCAGGAGUUCAAGACCAGCCUGGCCAACAUGGUGAAACCCCAUCUCUAUUAAAUAAUACAAAAACUAGCCAGGCGUGGUGGUGGGCGCCUGUAAUCCCAGCUACUCGGGAGGCUGGAUCAGGGAGAAUUGCUUGAACCCAGGAGGCGGAGGCUGCAGUGAGCCAAGAUCACGCCACUGCACUCCAGCCUGGGUGACAGAGCAAGACUCCAUCUCAAAAAAAAAAAAAAAAAGAAAGAAAAGAAAAUUUGAGAACACAGCUUUAUACUCAGGAUUACAAAACCAUAAACUCCUAGAGUUUUAACUCCUUUUGAAAUUUUCAUAGUACAAUUAAUACUAAUGAACAUUUGUGUAAAGCUUUAUAAUUUAAAGGCAAUCUCUCAUAUAUUCUUUUCUGAGUCAUUUGCAAGGAAGUUCAGAGUCCAGUCCACAACUAGCAUCUACUAUAUGUCUGUCUUUACCUUCUAUUGUACCAUUAUUUUUUCUUUAUUCCAUUUUAAAAUCUAAUUUAUUUUACGCCAACUUCUCCCUGCUCCCUUGACGUAGUUUUAGAACACAUAGGUGUUGCUACAUAUUUUGAGUCAGUGAUGAACUCUGGCAAAGUCAAGGCUCUGUUUUAUUUCCACCAAGGUCCACUUUUCCAACAACUAUUUAACUGAGUCAAGAACCUCCCUACCUUAGAACUGUAUCUACUUUAUAUUUAAGAAGGUUUUAUGAAUUCAACAACAGUAUCAUGGCCUUGUAUCAAGUUGAAAAACAACGGAAAAUAAGAAAAUUUCACAGCCUCAAAAGACAACAACAAGUUUCUAUGAUAUUUCAAUGACAACAGUGAUGGAUACUUAGGCAGGGAAAUGAUAAUGCAAGAAAAACUGGCAACAACACAAUUUAUAUCAAUUUUCCAUGUAGGCAGGUGAAACAAAAUUCAAGGACAAAUCUCAUUAUGUCAUUGGGCAUCAUAUAUAAUCUCUUAUGACCGAGAAUGGGGGGAAUUUGUGUUUUUACUUUACACUUCAGUUCCUUACACAGUAUUUCAAACAAACAGUUUUGCUAAGAGGAACUUUUCUCUCCUUAAGAAAACAUUUAUAAAGCUGAAAGGAAAUCAAACAGUAAUCUUAAAAAUGAAAACAAACAACCCAACAACCUAGAUAACUACAGUGAUCAGGGAGCACAGUUCAACUCCUUUUUAUGUUUUAGCCAUACGGCCUACUCAAACAGCUAUAUAACAAUACGGGUGGCAGAUAAAAAUCACCAUUUAUCUUUCAGAUAUUAAUCUUUUGAAUGAAUAAACUGUCACAAGCAAGUUAACAUUUUUGAACAUGAAAGGCAACUUCCGCACAAUUCUAUAUCCAACCAAACCUUAAAUUACCCGCUUAAUUAUUACUUCAUCUUAAAAAAAAUUAGAACCCAGAACUUUUCCAUGAAGCAUUUGAAAGUUGAAGUGAAAUUUAGGAAAGUCAUAAAAAUAUAAAGACUGUUACCACAGCACCAGCAAGCCAUAAUUUUUACAUCUAUCAGUUCUGCCUCUAUCAACAGGAAAAACAUUAAGCAAGAUAUAAGACUACUUGCCCAAGAAUUCAGUCUUUUUUCAAUUUUGUUUUUCUCAAUUCUGAGGACUUUAAUCAUUAAAUUUUCUUUGGACUGCAUUCCUGACUACUUUUUGCAGAAUGGUCUCACGUUCUCACAUUUGUUCCCACAAAUAAAUUGAUAAAAGAUGUUAAGUUCUGUGAAUGUCUUUUUAAUUAUGGGCAUAAUUGUGCUUGACUUGAUAAAAACUUAAUUCUACCCUUACGUUUAUAAUAAUUUCUUGAGAACACCAAAUUGCAUUUACCAUCAUAAAACAAUAUUUGACUUACAGGAGCUGCAGGGAAGUGAUUAGACAGUUCGAAUGGCUCCUCAGAAAUCCAUUGACCCGAUUCUAAAGACCACAGCACCUGCAAGUGAUACAAUAAGCAGAUUUAUUAUACAUUUAUUAGGCUUAGCAGGCAAUAAACCAAGAGUCACUUUGAAGACACAGCAAAAACAAAACAAAAAAUUCAGCAGUGAUACACUCCGCAGAUCUGAAAUAGAUGUGUUCUCAAACAAUAAAGUCCCUUCAGAAUCUUCAUGUUGCAUAAAUGUUAUGAAUAUUAAUAAAAACUUGGUUAAGAAA